AUGUUGUCCACCGAUAACGGCAAUACAAAUUUGACGACACCCCCACCGCCGGGUGGGCAGGUUGAUUUAAACCCCGCCGUGGCGGCACUAUCUACCAUGCGGCUACCGAGUUUUUGGCGGCACGCGCCCGAGCAAUGCGUCAACAGCGUGGUCGCCACGUUAGACGAGAACGGAAUCAAUAUCGUCACAGACCUGCUAGGUCCAGACGCUAAGUACGACCUUGUCAAAAACCGACUUAUCGCGGCGUACGUCGUGCCCACCGCCACGCGGUUUCGCUCGAUGGUACAGCCCGGCGGUUUGGGUGACCAUCGCCCCUCGCAGUUACUGCGUGACAUGCGAAACGGAACCGCCGAUGGCAUCAGCGACAAAGCCCUUAAAGAAUUCUGGCUACAAAAACUGCCUCCCGCCAUCCGCGCAGUCCUCAUUUGUCUCGACGGUGAUUUGGAUUCGGUCGCCGACUUCGCCGACAGGAUUAUGGCCGCAACAACGGGUCACGACGUCGCCUCAGUCUCCACCUACAGCGACGUAGAUCGCUUUAGGGCUAUCGAAAAUUCUAUUUUAGCGCUUACCACGCAGAUCGCGGCAUUGACCACAGCACAAGCUAGACAACACCGGACGCCGCGUUCAGCCGCGCAGUCAACGUCGUAUCGAUCACGUUCACGCUCAAGAUCUCGUCCACGUAACAACAACUGGUGUUUCUACCACAACAAUUUCGGUUAG
Molecule: messenger RNA, 720 nt
Organism: Aphis gossypii (cotton aphid)
Lineage: Eukaryota; Metazoa; Arthropoda; Insecta; Hemiptera; Aphididae
Exons: 2
Coding region: 1-720 (239 amino acids)
Source: RefSeq, a predicted model, not a curated record